Molecule: messenger RNA, 1998 nt
Organism: Aspergillus homomorphus CBS 101889
Lineage: Eukaryota; Fungi; Ascomycota; Eurotiomycetes; Eurotiales; Aspergillaceae
Product: sphinganine-1-phosphate aldolase DPL1
Exons: 4
Coding region: 66-1784 (572 amino acids)
Biological process (GO): sphingolipid catabolic process; carboxylic acid metabolic process
Cellular component (GO): endoplasmic reticulum
Molecular function (GO): pyridoxal phosphate binding; sphinganine-1-phosphate aldolase activity
Source: RefSeq, a predicted model, not a curated record
GUCAUUCUUCCGGAGGUUGUCCUCAAUCGGCUCCCUCCCAUCUUCUUAUCGAUUGACCAUCCAUAAUGGCACCGUCCGUUCUUCCUGUUGCCUUGCAAAACAAGCUGCUUGGCUACAGCAGGGCUUCCAACUCGCACUUGGCCGCUCUGCAACUGGAUGUUAUCCGGAAUAUUGUUUUCAUUCUAUUCAUUCUUCGCUACGUUCGCAAGGCAUAUCGGUCGCUGCGCGGCUACGGUCUUUUCGGCAGCAUUCGCAAUGUCUACUCCACUAUUCGGCUCUACUGCUAUUCGGUCUUUUUGCGAUUCCCCGGCGUCAAAGGCCAGGUUGACAAGCAAGUAUCCACGGCGAUCGAAGGCUUAGAAUCGAAGCUCGUCGCAAGCGGCCCCGGCGUCACUAGGUAUUUGACCCUUCCCAAGGAAGGAUGGUCAGCCGAACAGAUUCGCGCGGAGUUGAACAACCUGGCGAACAUGGAACAUACACGCUGGGAAGAUGGCCGAGUCAGCGGUGCUGUAUACCACGGCGGUCAGGAUCUCCUGAAGCUUCAAGCUGAAGCUUUCGGCCAGUUUGGAGUAGCGAAUCCCAUUCAUCCUGAUGUGUUCCCUGGUGUUCGGAAGAUGGAAGCUGAGGUUGUGGCUAUGGUCCUCGAGUUGUUUAAUGCUCCCUCCGAUGGCGCAGGUGUCACGACCAGUGGCGGAACAGAGUCCAUCAUUAUGGCUUGUCUGGCGGCACGGCAAAAGGCAUAUACCGAACGGGGCGUCACAGAGCCUGAGAUGAUCAUUCCUGACACUGCCCACGCUGCCUUCAUCAAGGCCUGCAACUACUUUAAGAUCAAGCUCCACCGAGUUCCUUGCCCAGCACCUGACUAUAAGGUUCAUAUUCCGUCUGUCCGUCGGUUGAUUAACUCGAACACCGUUCUCCUUGUUGGUUCUGCGCCUAAUUUCCCUCACGGUAUCGUUGACGACAUUCCCGCUCUGUCUCGACUGGCCACCUCGUAUAAAAUCCCCCUCCAUGUCGAUUGCUGCCUGGGCUCCUUUGUUGUUGCGUUCCUCAAGAAAGCGGGCUUUGCCUCUCCGUAUGAGGAAGAGGGCGGCUUUGAUUUCCGUCUCCCCGGCGUGACCAGUAUUAGCGUGGAUACUCACAAGUAUGGCUUCGCACCCAAGGGUAACUCUGUGCUUCUGUAUCGCAACAAGGUAUACCGCAGCUACCAGUACUUUAUAUACCCUGACUGGUCUGGUGGCGUCUACGCAUCGCCGUCUGUCGCAGGCUCGCGCCCUGGUGCGCUGAUCGCAGGCUGUUGGGCUAGUCUGAUGAACGUGGGCGAAUCUGGCUACAUCAAGAGCUGCCACGAGAUUGUCAGCGCAGCGAAGAAGUUCGAGUCGUCGAUCAAGGAGCACUCAAUUCUGUCGAGGAAUCUCGAGAUUGUUGGAAAGCCCAUGGUCAGCGUUAUUGCUUUCGAAAGCAAGAAUGAUGCCGUUGAUAUCUAUGACGUUGCUGAUGAUCUGUCCGCAAAGGGCUGGCACUUGAAUGCUCUUCAGACGCCGCCUGCUAUCCACGUGGCUUUCACCGUCCCCACAGCGUCAGCAGUGGAUGCGCUUACCAGCGACCUGGUCGAGGUUGUUGAAAAGGAACUGGAGAAGGCCGAGGAGAGGAAGCGCCAGGGCAAGUCGUACAUUGUCAAACGUGGGGACACCGCAGCCCUAUAUGGUGUGGCUGGUAGCAUGCCGGAUAAGAGCAUCGUCAGCCGCCUGGCAGAAGGAUUCCUCGACACCUUGUACAAAGCAUAGAUGGGUUUCCCGGCCUAAGAAGCUUGGCAUUGUCUAUACACCCCCGAAAAGUGAGAAGUGUCCGCACACGGCCCCUUGUGAUCAGGGCCUUUUCUUUUUGCAAAUAGUUGAAUUGUGGUUUUCUGGUGUUUUGAGCGGCGUUUGCAUAUUUCCUAUCCUUCCAGCAACAGAGCAUUAUUGUUAUCAUUAGAAGGCCAAACAUUCUUUGGUAUCA